AUGAUUCCUAUUCUAGAAGACUUCUUUCCCUCGACAACAGAGGAUGUACAAGGAGAAGAUGAACAACCAACCACAAACCCACAUUUCGAUGACUUAUUUGAGAAAAUUGAAGCUGAAUUGUAUCCUGGUUGUGAUUGGAUUUCGUCUCUCAACUUUUUAGCAAAGCUAUUGCAUUUAAAAGUUAGAGGAAAAAUCCCUAAUAACAUCUUUGAAGAAUUGUUGAAGUUGUUAAAGUUUGCAUUUUCGAAGGAAAAUAAUAUUCCAGCAACUUACUACGAGGAAAAAAAGAGAUUGAAGAAAUUAGGUUUGGGUUAUGACUAUAUCCAUUUCUGUUUGUAUAAUUGUUGCUUAUUUUAUAAGGAGAAUGCAUCUAAGGAGGCUUGUCCAGUUUGCGAAACUAGUAGUUGGGUUACUUCCGAGAACGGUAAAGGAAAAAAAGUUCCUUGUAAAGUCAUGCGAUACUUUCCGUUGACACCUCGACUGAAAAGAUUAUAUAGUUCGAGGAUUACAACGAAGAGCAUGAUAUGGCAUCAUAUUGGAAAAUCAAAAGAUGAUGGGGUGUUGCGACACCUGGUCGAUGGUCUCGCUUGGAAAGACUUUGAUGCAAAACAUCCUGAGUUUGCAAUGGACCCAAGAAAUGUUCGACUGGGGUUAGCUGCUGAUGGAUUUAAUCCAUUUGGCAACAUGAGUCUUGCAUACAACAUGUGGCCAGUGGUGUUGGCUAAUUAUAAUCUACCACCUUGGUUAUGUAUAAAAGAUAAUUAUUUUUCGCUAUCUACCCUAAUUCCUGGUGCAAAAUCUCCGAGUAAAGACAUGGAUAUAUUUUUAAGAACGUUGGUGGAUGAAUUAAAGGAGUUGUGGAAUAAUGGGGUACCAACGAGAGAUAGUUCGACCAACUCGAUGUUCACCAUGCGUGCUGCGCUUCUGUGGACAGCGAAUGAUUUUCCUGCUCGUAGUAGCUUGUCUGGGUGGAGUGGUCAAGGUUAUAAAGCUUGUCCUACUUGUAAUGAAGACACGACGUCCAUUCGAGUGAUCGGGAAGACAUCAUAUGUUGGUCAUAGAAGGUUCUUGCCAAGUAAUCAUGCAAUGAGAAGGGAUACUCGAUUUGAUGGUAAAGUUGAAAGAAGACCUCCUCCAAGACGAUUUACUUGUGAAGAGAUAUUAUCACAAGUUAAUACUCUCGAACCUCAAAUUCCCGAACAUCAUGAAAAUUUUGGGGGCGUGAAACGUAGAAGAGUUGCAGAAACUUCUAAUUGGAGGAAAAACAGUAUUUUCUACGAGUUGGAGUAUUGGAGCACGAAUAUUUUAAAACACAACAUUGAUGUCAUGCAUGUUGAGAAGAAUGUGUGUGACAGUCUCCUAGGAACUAUCUUGGAUAAUGAUAAAUCAAAGGACACAACCAAUGCGCGACAUGAUUUAAAAAAUAUGGGUAUUAGGGAAUCGUUGUGGAUUUAUGAAGAUAGGAAUGGCAGGCUAAUGAAACCGCAUGCUCCUUAUGUUUUGACUCGUGAGAAAAGACAACUAUUUUGUCAGUUUGUUAAAGGAAUCAAGUUUCCCGAUGGCUUUUGUUCAAAUUUAAAGAGCAAAGUUUCUCCAGAUGAGUCUAAUAUUAUUGGGUUAAAAUCCCACGAUUGUCAUGUCAUUAUGCAGCGAGUACUAGCGGUUGGUGUCCGUAAAUUUCUACCUCGUGACACUGCAACCACUAUUACUCAGCUGUUUAAAGAAUUAUGUGGAAACAAGGCACGUCCUGAAGGGUCAAUUGCAGAAGGUUAUGUUGCUAAUGAGGCAGUAACCUUUUGUUCAAUGUACUUUAAAGGGUGUGAAACAAGAUUUAAUCAUCUUGAUCGAAAUGAAGAUGCGCCUUCUGUGUCGCGCUAUCUCUCAGUUUUUAAUUCUCAAUCUCGUCCUUUGACUAGUGGAGUUAUCAAGCCUCUUGAUCGUAUCGGUCGUGAAAAAGAGGAGUGGUACAUUCUUCAAAAUUCUCCUAAAAUUCAAGCUUACUUAGAUGAACAUUUGGAGAAGAUCAGGCAUGAAUAUCCUAAUGGUAACCACGAUGUUUUGCAUAGGCAAACUUUCCGUCCGUGGUUUCAUAAGAAGCAACAUUUUUACGAAGGUUGUGUGGUGAAUGGUGUUCGGUUUAUUGCGUCUAAGCGAGACCAAAAGCGGAAGACACAAAAUAGUGGUGUCACUGUUGCUGGAACUGAAGAGUUUAAUUACUACGGCACACUUAAAGAUGUAAUCACUAUAUCUUAUACUGGUGCAUAUACAGUGACAUUAUUUGAAUGUAAAUGGUAUAACACUAAUCCAUUAAGAAAGAAGACAAUCACUGAAAAUAAUAUAACCAGUAUAAAUAUACGUGGAUUUUGGUAUCAAGAUGAACCGUACAUCCUUGCUAACCAGGCCAAGCAAGUUUUCUAUCUUGAAGAUCCACUCAGAGGUCGCGAUUGGAAGGUUGUUGAAGAUAUUAGCCAUCGACAAAUUUGGGACAUUAAUGACAAUGAAGAUGAGACAGAUGUUAAUGUUGUUAGUGAUUCUAACUCUUCAAAUUUUGUGUUGACGGUUGAUCUUGGAGAGUUGAUUUUGCAAUCGAAUGAACCUCCAGUAAUUGUUGAAUUGUCCGAUCAGUUAGUGGAUUCUAAGAUAGAGAAUAAUGAACUUGAUGAAAAUUAUGUUGCCGAAGAAGUAGAUGAUUUACUAGUUGAACAUGUGGAGGAUGAAAAUGAAAACUUGGUGAAUGAUGGAAAUGAUAGUGAUUCGUCGGUGUAA
Messenger RNA from Cannabis sativa, 2766 nucleotides. RefSeq lists its product as uncharacterized. The coding region runs from base 1 to 2766 and encodes 921 amino acids. NCBI's taxonomy places the organism in Eukaryota, Viridiplantae, Streptophyta, Magnoliopsida, Rosales, Cannabaceae. The transcript has 4 exons. The record is from RefSeq and is a predicted model, not a curated record.